UCAGGWAACUUUCUUUGACACUUCACAGAAGUCUCUUGAGCCCACAAACCUUUUUCGGAGCUCCUGCCAUAGCUAUUCUUUGCCAGUCSUAUACAUUUCAUUUUCGAACUGUCUUCUUGUGUGGGGUUCUCCAAACAAGCUUCUAAUCCUCUUCACUGUGGAGCAUUCGGCAGCAACCAACUGGCUGAAAAAAAGAGAGCGAUGUCGGCGCAGAUUCCUCGUGCGCAUGGCGGUCAAGACUUGGAGCUCUGCACCCUCAGCCAAGGUGGGGGUAGCAAUAGCAGCAGCAGAAGCCAUCAUUCCUCAGAGAAUGGAAAUGGUGGUGCAGCAGUUACCGUGGAUGUCUCUGUGAAGGGGUUGGAAGYGGAUCCCCCCCAACAUUCGUUGUGUGGGCAGGCUGAUGAGGAGCUUCUCGUGGAUGGCUGCUAUGGUGGAAUGCCAGACCUGACAGAGGUAAUCAAGUUGGUGAGGGAUCACAAUGGAGAAGAAGGGGAGAGUGGGACUUUGCUUGCAGUACGUGUUGUGGAGUCUUYGUUUGAUUCCUGGCGAGGGAGAGGAAGAGAAGGGAAAUCCCGCCAUGUUGCCUUCUUUCUCACAGAGCUAUGGAGAGGCACCUUCGAGCCGGCACCAUGGGAGGAACGUACAGUGUUUUCAUCCCCUCAUUCGCUCGAGCAGAUCUUGGCACCCUCUUCCUCCUUCAACGAAGUGGAAGAACUCUUUUGUGCAUGUUUUGUGGAGAGGUAUCAGCGCCCGUACAGCCCAACUGGCAGGUUCAAGGCACUGCAAAGGUUCCUCCAACUCACCGCCGAGAUCCGCGACAAUGAGGACUACUAUCUUCCCCUAAGAGCGGUGGCUUUACUUGACGUGCAGUUUCUUUGCCGUUUCCGGAACCGUAACCAAGAAAACCACGAGGAGAAAGAAAUGCUUGAUUCCUAUGAGAAAGAGAAUCCUGGCACCAGUACUGUCUGCGAGAAACCUUUGAGAACUGCACUUGMGAUUUGGAAACACCUAUCGUCGUCAUUUGAAUCUUGCAGUAUGCCAUGCCCUCUCCCAACAGAGUUGGAGAACAAAGCGGUCAGAGAUGAAUUCUCCUCCCAACACAUCCAGCAGCUCUUCGGUAUCGGUAAGUCCAUGGAGUUCAAAUGCAUGGCGCUGAUGGCAGAUCUCGCACAAGCCACCACACUCACUCAAGAGGACCUCUUGCUGUGUAUUGGUGACACAGAGGAGCAAAUAGACGAGGCCCAGCGGCUGGGUCGUGAGAAUGAUUAUCUCUGGGGAACUCACGAUCUUGCGUGUCUAGGUAUAAGAGAARCUGGCACUGGGCAGUGGACAACCGACAGUUGUAUGGAUUUAUUGUUCAGUGUUCUAGUGUACUGUACGAUGUGCGGACAACUCUGUACGGAGAGCGAGGAACGGUUUCGCGAAUGGGGUAUGAAAGUGUAUGAAACGAUGUGGGAUGUGGGAUACCACAGAAAGGAGAGCUCGACCACUGACACACAGCGUUGCAAACUACUGAGCAUGCGUUCAAGAUUUGCGAGGGAGGUCGGGGGGGCCAACCCAGAAUGCCCAAAAGCUGCACUGACGGAGCUGAAGUUAAUCUGUGAAAUUGUAGGGCUGUUCUCAAGACUGUCACUGAUUGAGAGGUCGAAGAUGAAGCUUGAUGAGGCACUAUGGSUUCAUGAGUACCUCGUUGCAAAGUUUCCUGACCCGCUAGAAUGCUACCCGCUGGAGGACACAGGCGUCUUGUGGGCAGAAUGCAAGUUCAAGCUUGGUCGGUUGUGUAUGAUUCAUGGAAUGAUUGAAGAGAGUCUGUGCUUCUUCAAGGGAUCUCGAGACCUGUUCACAAAGUUGCACAUGCUAACCGCUGAGAGAGAUGCGUCUUUGCUGGUUUUCRAGGCUAAUACGAAACUCAAGUCAUUGGAAGGUUGCUCUCACGUUCCGGCCAUAGACGAGCUUGAAGAACUUGUCCAAAGGGCGGAGCACAAGCUACUGGGGAUUCACUCUGGAUGUAACAGUUCUGGUUUUCGUGAAAUAGCCGGGAACAUCAAAAUCAUUCGAGCAGGCAUUCUUGCAUUGAAGGGAGAGAAGAAAAAGGAGGCCGAAUGUUUAGAGGAAGUAGCAAUGGACUGGAGGUCGUACUUUCUACUAUCAACCGCAUUGGWUGUCUACGAUGAGGCUGAUGAUAUGCAAUCCACUGCCGAACUGAGGUYGAAGAUGAUGAUGUGGUUCAAGAUGCGGCAGAGGGCAGUUGGGCUGUUCUCUGAGGGGUAUCUCUCGCUGCAUGGGUGGGAGGAAGCAGACAUGUUUUUCCAUGUGCAGACAGACUGUCUGAAGCGUAACGACGUACGUGAAGCACUUGUGUGGAGUGAAUGGUCCCAUGACAGGUUUCUUUCCUCUGUGCUUGCAUAUGGGCCCACUUGGCUUCGCUUGCCUCUCCGCGCUCCUUGUGGUAAGCCUUGUUACAAAUGGUCAGAGGAGGAGGACAAAGAUAACAUAGAAUUUGCAGCUAUCGACUCUGACGAACCGACCCUGGGGGAGAUGAUGGAGGAUGCAUGUGGCCUCUGUGGUCCAUGGACAACUUUGAUCGAGUACCACCUCAACAAUAGUUCCACUUCUAGGGAUGACCGGGAAGUGGUUCUGAUUUAUGUUCUUCGUGGAGCAGAUCAGACCCUGGUUUGUGAACAGCAGACAUACGAAAGGUCAAAGGGUGUGGAGGUCCACUUGCAACAGCUCAGGGAACUGAUGAACUCGGAUUUCAUGGAAGAUAAGCCAUAUCUUAUCGAGCGGCACACUGUGGCAGUGGUGCCUGCUGUUCAUAUUCUUCCUCUGCUGAAGAGACAGAGUGAAUACCUCCUUGAUGAGCUGAGCCCUGAGGCUGUGCCAGAUCAAGAUUCCGCAGUAAAUGUUACAGACGCGGAAGCAGAAGAGGACGCAUCCACAGCUCCGAAGUCAGAAGAAGCAUGGAUCGAGGAUCUCCUCAGCACAGCGGCGCUUCAAUCUGGGCCUAAGCCCGACUGUGAAUCUGAAGCGGGAGAAGCUGAAGAGAAGAAAUGUACAGCUCCUAGACCAGAGUUGGUGUUUGGGAGUACUGCUGAUGGAUUUCUUAUGCGCGGUUGUCCCCGUCAUAUGCUUCCUGCCGUAGGUGAGGCUUUUCUUAGAGCAAAGCCCAUGGGAAAUCUUUCUAGUAAACGUGAAGGACGGGAUACUGAGAAGGAUGAACACCAGGGCUGGAAGUCGGUCGUUGUCGGCAACCCAACGCCUGYCGAUGUUGGCUUGUCGGCGCUACCUUUUGCCGAGGAAGAAGCUCAAAUGAUCUACGAGAUGCUUGCUCCAAGAACCGCAACACUUCUCACCGGAAAGGAUGCCACAAAAGCACAACUAGUCAAGGCACUAGCACAUAGAUCAGCUCCUCCGUUCGCUCACAUUGCUUCACAUAUGCUUGUCGGCUCAAGCUCCGAAAUAAACAGGGACAUAUACUGUGCCGAGAUGGGGAUGCUGGCUCUUUCAAGCUGUGAGGAAGAGCGGGGACAGCCUCGCAUGGUGCACGGCAUGGACCCACUGUUCGGCGUCGACGACUGUGAUGGUGACAAAUUUCAUCCUACGGGGCUGUCAGCUGAGGAGAUUAUCAAGAAAUUCCGCCAUGGUCUGGAAACGUUAUUGGUGGUCUUAAGCUGCUGCAACUCUUCGAAGGGACUCGUCACGCCUGARGGGGUUCUGAGCUAUGCAAGGGCUUUCCUUACAUGUAAGGUGCCUUGCGUCGUCUCAUCCCUCUGGAAGGUCUCAGAUGAGGCUACGUUCCAUCUCAUGUCAUUAUUCUACGGUGCUCUUCGGGAUGGCAAGGAUGUCUCCACCUCUCUGCGGAUCSCCAUGCUGAGCAUGCUAUACGCAAAGCGGCCAUCAAGCAACCCCAGCUCCUCAUCCACGUCCCAGACCUCUUCCUCUUCGUGUGGAUGCUCAAGUUCCUCUUCCGAGUCCUUUACCGCCACAACUACCACUUCUGCCACCACCGCCGACGCCUCAGCUUCUGUUUCUGUAUUCUCCUCUAAGACGUCCUCCUCAGGGCCACCGUCCUUAACCGCCGGUGCCUCCUUGUCCUCCUCUCAGGAGUGUCCCUCUCAACAUGUUCAUCUACUUGAUCAUGCUCAUGGUCAGGAAAUCGGGAUAAAAACGUUACAGAGCGAAAGUCACAAGACUGAGUCUCACAACUUGCACAGCGAGCGUGACAGUCUUGGUCUUACUCGUGACAGGCCAGUGCAGCAUGUAGACCACACUACACAGCCAGGCACGAUUUCAAAGGUGAGAGGCACUGUUGAACCCGUGCAGGACUUAGCAAGUGGCACAAAAGGCGCUGUGGCAGCUGAGGGGGAGGUUGGCGACGUGAAACGACCUAGGGAUGAUCCGCUGAACGUGUUUGGGUGGGGACGUGUGCCUUUCCUGUGGGAGAGUUGAUGUGGGAUGGAUGCUACUCUCUCAGGGCCAGAGAGUGGUAAGGGGUUGUUUGGGUGCAUGGUGAUACCCUGACAGUCCUAUGGUGGGCAGGGGUGCCUUGUAGGGAAACCAAUGUCGAAUCAAGAGCUGUGUCCCAC
Molecule: messenger RNA, 4586 nt
Organism: Chara braunii
Lineage: Eukaryota; Viridiplantae; Streptophyta; Charophyceae; Charales; Characeae
Source: the annotation of a GenBank genome assembly